Molecule: messenger RNA, 879 nt
Organism: Cadophora gregata
Lineage: Eukaryota; Fungi; Ascomycota; Leotiomycetes; Helotiales; Ploettnerulaceae
Exons: 2
Coding region: 1-879 (292 amino acids)
Source: RefSeq, a predicted model, not a curated record
AUGGCGAAUUUUGCAAGCGAUCACUGGCAACAAAUAUAUAUUGGGGACUCAGCAGAUGGAGGACAAUCAGCAUCAGGCACAAGUCUGUACAACAACAGCCUAACAGGCGCAAUAUUUUUCACCGAAACAAACACCACGAAAGCUCAACAAUUAUGGCAACUCUACCCCUUCAACUCAACAUAUUAUGUCCUGCGAUCGAAAGACUCCGGCCCAUUAGGUUACCUGACCGUCAAAUUCCAAGCCAAUGAAGACACCCCAGGGAAGACAGUACCGCUGAUGACGAACGCGAGUAUAGCCGAUUCUUCUAUGUUCUGGCAGAUACAGCCAUGGGGAGAUGGAACGUUUUUCAUGACGAAUGCGGCGAAUGGAACAGCGUGGCAUUUGGAGAAGAAACGGAAUAGCUUGAUGGCAAUGAGUUCGAAUAUUACGGCGCCACAGGAUGGACAGAGGUUCUCCUUCAAACAGUUAGGACAGAUACAGAAUACGAACUACGCAACAGUUAUUACACCUACAGGAACAUCAACACCCUUGCCUUCAAAUUCAAUAACAAGUUCACCUGCUCCCACCUCAUCAAGCAGUUCCGGCCUCUCAACUGGUGCAAAAGCCGGUAUAGGUGCAGGCGUGGGUGUGGCAGCUCUGGCCGCCCUCCUCAUCCUUGGAUUCUUCCUCCUGAAGAGACGGAAACGAGCAGCACAAUCCUCUAUGCAAGAACCAACGCCACCUUACGAACCUGUUUCGCAGCAGACUUAUGAGACGGAAGGAAAACCAUUACACAACGAGAGGCCAGGAGAGUUGGACGCGCCGGUUGCGCAUCCGGCGGAGUUGAAUUCGGAUAAUACCCAGCAGGCUGCUGAGUUACCUACUUGGAACGGCAGAUGA